AUGGCGGUCGAAAAGGAGCAUAUCCUCGAAAAGGUAUCCAACUUUCGAGAUGUCGGCCAGACCGUCAACUCCUUUCUCGACAAUGCGUCCCCCGAGGACAUGGUCUACUUGGCCGACAGCCUCGGCAUCCGCACCGUCAUAGACCUUCGCACAAACACCGAACUCGCUCGCCAAGCGGCCAAGCGCACCGCCAUACGCCUCGUCGACCCCUCCAUCCCGGCCACCGCCCGCAUCCCGGGCAUCCAGUACCACGAGAUCAAGGUGACCGGCCGGCGCUUCGAGCGGCACGUCGCCAGCCUUCUCACCUGGUGGCAGUUCUUUCAGUUCCUCUUCCUCUACGCCUGCGGGUACAGAGACCAGGCCGUCCGCGUCGUCGCCGAGCACGUCCUCGUGCCCCGCGGGCUCCUCGGCAUCGGGCGCGACAAGCUGGACCACUCGGGCGAGGAGAUUGCCGCCGCGCUGCGGCUAUACUCGCAGCGUCGGACGACGCCCGUCCUGGUGCAUUGCACCCAAGGCAAGGACCGCACCGGGUUGAUUUGCUGCCUCGUGUUGAUGGUGCUGGGCGUCCCUAUGGCGGCGAUCGAGCACGACUACGGGCUCACGGACGUCGGCCUGGCGAGGGAUCGCGAGCAGCUGCUGAAGGAAGUGCGCGCCGUCGGGUUGACAGAGGCGUGGGCGUACACGGACAGGGGCAUGAUGACUGGGAUAAAGAGGCAUCUGGACGAGAGGUAUGGCGGGCUAGAGGCGUACUUGGACGGCAUUGGGUUUGACGAGUCGGAGCGUGAGCUCAUGCGUGAGACCUUGCUUGUAUGA
Cordyceps fumosorosea ARSEF 2679 is the source of this 813-nucleotide messenger RNA. Its product is annotated as Protein-tyrosine/Dual-specificity phosphatase. The record is from RefSeq and is a predicted model, not a curated record. Gene Ontology annotation, biological process: dephosphorylation. The transcript has 5 exons. Lineage: Eukaryota; Fungi; Ascomycota; Sordariomycetes; Hypocreales; Cordycipitaceae. Gene Ontology annotation, molecular function: phosphoprotein phosphatase activity. Bases 1 to 813 code for a protein of 270 amino acids.